Giardia duodenalis is the source of this 3720-nucleotide messenger RNA. RefSeq lists its product as uncharacterized. NCBI's taxonomy places the organism in Eukaryota, Fornicata, Diplomonadida, Hexamitidae. The record is from RefSeq and is a predicted model, not a curated record. The coding region runs from base 1 to 3720 and encodes 1239 amino acids. The transcript has a single exon.
AUGGGCCCACAAAGUGGUUUCCAUGAUACCUUAGUGCCUGCAGCACCGAUGCAUAGCCCUACAAAUCACGGGAUGGCGCUAGGUGACUCUACUUUACCAAGCAAUGAAACAGAACCCAGCAGUCUGAUUUAUGUUCCUUUAUUUGGUCUUAAGUACGCACAGCAGUUCAUGUACAGCAGUGGCUUCGAUUCUAGUCAUCGAGUGCGGCUGAAUUUUGACGAUCCUAGGGGUUGUUUGCCUAAGGGAGUGAAUAUUUUUUCGUCAGACCCGUGCUUAGACGGCCAUGCUUACAGGCGCUGCCUUUCUGGAUUUUUGACUGCCGAGUUAUCAUGUUCACCGCCUCUUUUUCUGGAGCUUCUGGAAGAAAAAGCGGCUAAUGAGGACUCGGAAUCGUCAGAGGAGGACAUUUCCGAUGCAGCAUUCAUUCGGCGUCAUGUGAUAAUGGAAGCGCUCGAGCGGAUACAUGAGCACAGUGCUGCACACUCCUUAUCGUCAAGAGUGCAUGCGCCGGUUUCUUGUCUUGCAACUCAUAUGGACGACACGUGGCUUAACGCUUCAGUUUUUUCCGCAAUUGAGGAUGCCUUGUCUCUAAGUAGUGAGGAGCUUUCUCAAGAUAGAACGACAUACUAUUAUGAGCACAGUACAUCGGCAAGUGCAUUUCUUCUCUCUGGAAAGUUUGUAAGGCUUUUGAGUCCUCAAAUAGAAACGCGAUUCUGCCAUUUUGACUUUGUCUUGCCAGAUCCUAGCACUCGCAGAGUGAUGGUCACAAUCUACCCUGAACCAGAAUACUUUGCUCGUUAUGCUAGCGAUAUUUAUGUCAUAGCUGAUGACAUCUCUGAGCACAAGGCGUAUGGCGCUUUGUCAAGGGUCCAACGGGAAGAACAUGCAAAGGAAGGAGCAGAGCAAUACGGCUCUAAGAGGUCUAGGAAUUACACUCAGGAUAUGGAAGCCUGCGACACCGUUCGAAACUAUGCCUCCCACCGACUGCUUACCUCGACGAUGUUUACUUACGUCCACUCAGCAUACGAGCACUGGCUCGAUGUUAUCGAAAAGCUUUUCAUGGGACCCUGGUCCAAGUCUGCUAGUUUUCUACGACUUUGUUCACAAUUUAUAGAGUGCAAAGUAUUUGGGUCUCUAUCCCAGGAGCACUUUGCUACACCAGAAGACGUAUACCUGGCCCAGUCACUAACUUGCGGGAUCAGGGGGAUUGUCUGUGAUGUCUUCAACAGCUUUGGAGGCAAUGUCACAGCAUUGCCAGAACUACCAGCAAACGAGCUUUUAGGACAAAUCAAUGAGGCGAUCAGUGCUUCAAAGAGCAUGCAUGAUAUUCUUUCUGCUGUGGAUGUCUUCACAGCCAAGGAUGCUCAAGGAAAAGAAUCUAGCUUUGUGGAGUCUUUCCAUGUAGACACAGCUAAACCCACAUCAGUCUAUGAGCUCGCUGAAAAAGGAGUCUAUAAUUUAAAAGACGCUCAACCUGGUUUCUUGGAUUUAGAAUCGUUGCCGGAGCAGGACCAGGUCGGUGGCCUUGAAAAGGACAUCCCAAACAAACAAGUAUUUUCAGCGCCAACUACACCAAGAAUCUUAGAAGCUGUUGCCCAGAGGUGUAUGAACGAAUUUUCUGAUUUGUUUUGCCACCCUCCUCUUACUACAGGUCCAGGGAUGAAACUUACUGGCUUCGAAAGUAACUUUCCUCAUGCGAUAAGGGCUCUUAUAGAGUUAAAGGGUGGAAGCCAUGCAUUCUACACACUUACUUCCAUGGAAGAAAAGCUUCGCUAUCUUAUGCCACUCGUGCUAGAUCGACUCUAUACCUACCAGCACUUCACUACAGCUACCUUUUUUUAUGAUUCCCUUUUAGAACACAUGCGAGCAUGCACUCAGGAGACUCUUCUCCAAACUCAUGAUCAUGUUUGCUUGGAUAUUCCAUCUGCGCACGCAUACUACAAAGCUAUUUGUCAGAUGAUUUUGCGCUUCAAUAACAUUCUCCUGCGCACUUCUCAGGCACAACAUAACGGACUCCUUCUUGACGGCAUGGAGGCGAGAUCGGUAUCGUUUGUCGCGUCCUGUACUUGGCCUGAGGGCUGUGUACAUGGAACCCCUUCUACUGUGUCGUUGACGAUCAGGCCACUGUGUCCUUGUUACUUCUGCAAUAUGGUCGCUAUGGAUGAAACAGAUCUUUGUGUAGACCGUGCAUAUUCAACAUGCAAGGCAUGCUUAUGCAAGUCCGGAGGAAGCUCUAUUAAAGCGCAAUCUACCACCGAUAUGCAAGCUGGCAAGAUGGACACAAAGCAAGCGUCUGCAGGGGCGACGCUAUCUAUAAGCUAUAGAGAUUUGUGUGCAUCGUUUUUGGGCGAGGAAACACCCAACAGACGAGACAACCUCGUAGCUGAAGCUUCUAUCUUGCGCCUUAUUGGAUUGGCCAAACAAAGCAUGGGAUCCAAUGUAACACCAUUGCUAUCAACCGAUCACAUAGAAGAGGCGCUCUUGUCAAAAGAAAACGAUUCAGAACAUAACCUUCAAUUCCUUAAGCUUUCCCUGGAUGGUAAUGUAGAGGGCAAGAUUAGAAGCUUGGACGGCUAUCUACCUCGAAGGCUCUCAAUGAAGCACGCUCUCCUUAUUUAUCUCACACUUCUUCCAGACUGCUCCGUGCGGGCCUUUGUCUGUAGCUUUCUACAAACGCGCUUGAGGGAACGGAUCGCAACCAUCUUCAGCCAAUCCAUGGACUUGAUAUCUAUACCCCCUAGUAAGCACCAGGUGCGCCGCAACCCAAAGCUAUCUGUCGCUGAGCUGUCUUCUGAUUCAGAAGAUAACCAUAGCAGCGCGCUAUCAUCAUCGGGGAUGGAUUCCGGGCAAGGCUGGACUCAGCGUGGCUGGACGGCGGCUCCUCACAGACACACUCGGGGCAAUAAUCCAAGGGACGGCCUAGAUGAGCUUAACUUAGGACAAACCGAGAUAAUAGAAUACAUCCCGUCGUGCAUCCAUAGGGUACAAUCCUUGACGAGCAGCCGCGAUUUUGACUUUGUUGCACAGCAAAACACUUACCAGCACACACGUCACCUCCGACGGGUACAGGCAGGUCUGCAGCGGCUACGUGACCGACUACUGGAGCACGAGCCGUUGGUCGCAAAUGCCCAUGCUUCAACACGGAAGCGGCGGAGGCGAGGGCGUGCAUCCGGAAGGGUAAUGCUUGCAGAAGACGUCCUUGCGCUGGAGGGCUUUUCUAACGAUCCCUUACGGGCCAUGGCCAUCCAGUCAGCGGAGGCGCUCGAGGCCAUCAGAGCAGAGCCCACCCUAGCCCCCGGGCCUUCUAGGGUGACACCGAUGAUGUGGGCUUCUCACCUCUACGGACCCAAGGUGCUCUGGGAGGCCUACCAUCAGAUUAACUACGGAAAUCACACUGAUGUGCCCCCUGUGACGCUAGAGCGGGGGCUGUGGGCUCCGUCCCGGGCCCGACUACUCCCUGCACACGGAGAGCGGCGGUACCGUACGCUGGGCUCCGUCGAGGGCCUGGCGCUGGCCGGGCACACGAUCACCGUCUCGGGGCUGGGCAGCGGAGAGGCAGGCCUUGCCGAGGGGCCCGUGCAGGUCCGCUCCCAGCUCCCCGACCCGACGCACACACGCCUCGCCUUCGACGACGUCCUCGCCGCUCUUCUGGGCCUCCAGGAGGGAGGGGAGAUGGAGAGAUGUAAUAGUAGCAACGUUGUACCAACUAUCUGUGAAUGA